Messenger RNA from Ochotona princeps (American pika), 2250 nucleotides. RefSeq names its product myotubularin related protein 8 (gene MTMR8). Gene Ontology annotation, cellular component: nuclear envelope. Lineage: Eukaryota; Metazoa; Chordata; Mammalia; Lagomorpha; Ochotonidae. Gene Ontology annotation, molecular function: phosphatidylinositol-3,5-bisphosphate phosphatase activity. The record is from RefSeq and is a predicted model, not a curated record. Gene Ontology annotation, biological process: negative regulation of autophagy.
AAUUGCCAGGAAGCAAGAUGGUAAUAUUGGCUACUGGUGAAGUAUCGCGAUAAGAGCUUCCGCGAGGAUUGGUGCGAGAAUUGGAAAUCAGCUCCGGGAGGGCGGAGGUAGGAGCCAGAAUUGGGCCAGAAGGUGGCGGGAGAGGUGGCAGCGGGUAGAGUGCCCCUAAAGGACUCGGUGGCCGGAAUUGUCGUCAUGGAGUCUAUCAUGGUACCCAAGAUGGAAAAUAUGAAAUUAUUGGAUUGUUAUGUGGAAAGGAAACCAAGUAUUGGAAUUCUGUAUCUUACUGCAACUUACCUGAUCUAUGUGGAAACUUCUAGUGAAGCCUGGAAGGAAACAUAGAUUGCAGUUCAUCACAUUGCCACUGUGGAGAAAUUACCAAACACGAAUCUGUGCUGUCCUUCUAUCCUCCACUGUAAGAACUUCAGAGUGGUCCACUUUGUUUUAUUUUAUCCUUUUUCUUAUAAUUCCAAGUCAUCAAAAGAGAUGAGGGAGAAUGGAUGGAAAUUGACUGACCCAAUAUCAGACUUUGAGCAGGGGAUUGACUACCCAUCUGGUAGUCAGACCAUCACAGAUGCUAACACAAGAUACAAGACAUGCAGUACUUAGCCACCUGAAAUAGUGAUUCCUAAAUCUGUUACACUGGAGACAGUGGUUGAAAGUUCAGAGUUUAGAAGUAGAGAACAUGUCCCUGUACUCUCCUACCUUUACAAAGAAAACAAUGCUUCCAUUUGCCGCUGUAACCAGUCAGUUGUGGAUUUUCAUGCACUCUGUAGAGAUGAUGAGCUUUUAGUAGAAGCCAUUGGCCAAGCAAACCCAGGAAACCAGGUUAUGUAUGUCAUAGACACAAGACCAAAGUUGAAUGCCAUGGUCAGCUGAGCAGCUGAGAAGGUAUAAGAGAAUGAAGACUACUAUGCCAACAUUCAUGUCAGAUCCAUGGACAUUGAGAACAUCCAUGUGAUGCAGAGCAUCCUGCAGAAACUCUUCAGAGUUUGUGAAUUGAAAACACCAACAAUGAGAGAAUUUCUUAGCAGCCUGGAGAGCUCAGGGUAGUCGAGACACAUGAAAGCUACUAUGGAUGCUGGAAUUUUCAUUACAAAGGCAGUGAAAGUGGAAAAGGCCAGUGUUUUAAUCCAUUGUACUGAUGGAUAUGACCGCAUCACACAAGUCUGCUCAGUGGCCAGCAUCCUCUUAGAUCCAUUUUAUAGGACAUUUAAAGAGUGGUAUCGUCACCUGGAUGGAGACUCUAAAGUGUCCCCUGUCUUCACUCAGUUUCUAGAUUGUAUUUGACAAGUAAUGGAACAAUUUCCCUGUGCCUUUGAGUUCAAUGAAAAAUUUCUGCUGGAGACUGACCAUAUUUUUUGUUGCCAAUUUGAAAACUUCCUUGGAAACUGCCAGAAUGAUCGUGAGGAUCUAAGAGUGUAUAAAAAAACAUAUUCCAUGUGGUCUUUCUUGGUUCAAAGGAAGCCAAACUUCAGGAACUCUCUCUAUAAAGGCUUCACUAUGUACGGGGUGGUCAGUCCUACUACUGCACCUUGUAACAUUCAGUUCUGGUGUAGUGUUUAUAAUUGUUCUGACAAAGAACUAUAGCCCAAGCAGAGCAUACCAGAGAGACUGCUGGAAUUUAAAGAACAAAGAGCAAUGAAGGCAGACGUGCAAAAAGUAGAAAAGAAACUGAAAGCCUGUGAUGAUCCACCAGAAGAGAGCUAUACCUGUUCUCAAUUUGGGAACUUAUCCCAGCACCUGGGAAGUUCUUUUACCAAUGCUCUUGGCUUUAUGGGUACUGGUGGAGACCUGAAUACUUUGAUGGAGAAUCACACACUGUCUAUAGAAGGAGGUCUCCAAGCUCAGAUAGGUUGAGUAAAAAGCCAGUAUGGUGCCAUCCACCAUGGCUGUUGUCGCAGUGCUAUAGACAGCUUUAGGACCCUAAACUUCUCUGGAGACUUGGGCAUCUCUGAGCCCAGGGGCUGCUCUGAAGACAUGAACACCUUUAAGGCUGCAGGUUUCUCUGAGGCACACACAUGUCUGAAUUUACUAGCAUCUCCACAGACAUGGGUAUUUUAGGAGAUGUGGACAUCUUUGAAGACAGACGUCUCCAAGACAAGCAAGAGGAAAAUGGACUACAACAAGCAACAAUGAGCUAGCUACUGUGGUAGGUGUGUGUAAUUGCAGCAGCCACAUGAUCUUUAUCCUAAAGAGGGCUAUGCUGCUUUCUCGGUUGUUACAAAUGAGUGAGGCCAGGACCCUCCU